AGGAAAUGCGAGGAAAUUUCUAGGUACUCCACGACUAAACGACUGUGAAGAAUUGUAGAAGAGACGACGACAACGACUCCACUGAUUUAGCAGAGAGAGAGAGAGAUGGGAGAAGAGGCAGAGGAUCCACAGAAAUUGAAGAAGAUAGCGGCGGCGGCAUAUGACUAUGAGAAUGAUCCAAGAUGGGCAGAUUACUGGUCUAACAUUCUCAUUCCUCCACACAUGGGCUCCCGCUCCGAUGUUGUCGACCAUUUCAAGCGCAAGUUCUACCAUCGUUACAUUGAUCCUGGUCUUGUUGUUGAACCAAUGACUACCAGCAGUUCAUCCCAAUCAGCAAGAUCAUCAGCCCCACAAUCUUCUUCUUCAUCAACUUCUAACAACCAGCCAAGACAACGUAACUCUGGGGCAGCUAAUAGAACUUCUGGGACAUCCCCAACUCCAACUCCAACUUCAAGUGCAACGUCACUGCGAUGGAACCGUCAAACUAUACAAUUUUCAGUGAAUGCUUGGGUCCUUGUUGUAGCAGUUCUUGCAAUCUUUCCUCUUAUACCUACAAAUCUGUCAAACAGAGCAUAUCGAUUGGCCUUUGCAGGCACUGCAUGUUCUUCCCUGUAUUCAUUAUACGCAUUAUAUGGGAAGCCUAGCGCUUGGAAUUUGCAGGCACUGCAAGUUUGGCUUCAGUCAGUUAUUAUGGCGAAAGAUUUUCUCUACUUCAUUUACUGCCUUACUUUUGUCACUUCACAUCUCUCCUUGAAAUUUGCUUUGAUUCCCGUGAUAUGCCGAGGACUUGAACAUGUUGCGAAGUUUCUUCGACGCAACUUCAACACAUCUUCUUUAUACAGGAAAUUCUUGGAAGAGGCUUGUGUAUGGGUCGAGUCAAACACAACUACUCUUAGCAUAUUGUCUUCACAGGCUGAGAUUGGGCUGGGACUUCUUUUAGUUGUUUCCCUAUUUUCGUGGCAGCGUAACAUACUACAAACUUUUAUGUACUGGCAGCUAUUGAAGCUUAUGUAUCAUGCUCCUGCUACUGCUGGUUACCAUCAGAGCAUGUGGGCUACUAUUGGGAGGCAUGUAAAUCCUCUGGUUCAACGAUAUGCUCCAUUCAUGCAUACUCCGAUCUCCAGUAUUCAACGAUGGUGGUUAAGGUAGAACUGUAGACGACAGCAGCAAGACAUAGAACAGGAUUCAUGACAGCUAGGUUGGAAGUGCUUUUUCAUAUUUGUACUUUGUCCCAGAUGACGAAUAUUGGCUAGACUUCUACUUUUCUUUUUAUAAACAGAUUAAUUAUAAUUGUGUACUGAAACUAAACCUAGUAAUAACCUUGGGGCUACUUCCAAUUCUUAACAUUUUUACCCAAGGUGACUUGUCCCCUUGGUUAUAAAUUAGUUCACCUUCCCAUAAUGUAAUCUACUGUGUUGUUUAGAAUAAUUCACUGAUAAUGGGAUUGAAGGGUCUUCUUUCUA
Messenger RNA from Solanum tuberosum (potato), 1463 nucleotides. RefSeq names its product transmembrane protein 33 homolog. The transcript is spliced from 9 exons. Gene Ontology annotation, cellular component: membrane; endoplasmic reticulum. The record is from RefSeq and is a predicted model, not a curated record. Gene Ontology annotation, biological process: endoplasmic reticulum tubular network organization; membrane organization. NCBI's taxonomy places the organism in Eukaryota, Viridiplantae, Streptophyta, Magnoliopsida, Solanales, Solanaceae. The coding region runs from base 106 to 1149 and encodes 347 amino acids.